Dermacentor silvarum is the source of this 1236-nucleotide messenger RNA. RefSeq names its product cuticle protein 16.5-like. The coding region runs from base 160 to 1113 and encodes 317 amino acids. The record is from RefSeq and is a predicted model, not a curated record. The transcript is spliced from 3 exons. Lineage: Eukaryota; Metazoa; Arthropoda; Arachnida; Ixodida; Ixodidae.
CAAAAUGAUUGAAAUUCUUGGACGCUGUAUUUUUCUGUUUAAUUUUGUUGCCGACCUUCUCACACGUAAGCGGCAUGAAGGAAGAUUUUUCGUAUAAAAGGGCCCACCGAACAGAGUUCGAUCAGCAGUUGGCUCAACAGCAGCAGCUCUAAAGUCACCAUGAUCCGUGCCUGCGUCCUCCUGGCUCUCGCCACCAGCGCCUUCGCUGGCUACACCGGCUACGGCCUGGGCUACGGCCUCGGCGGUCUUGGCUACGGCUACGGUCACGGCCUCGGCUACGGUCUUGGCUAUGGCUACGGUCACGGCUUCGGCUACGGCCUCGGCUACGCCGGCUACGCUCCAGCCGUGGCUGCCGUCCACCACGCCCCAGCCGUCGCCACCGUCGCCCACGCUGCCCCAGCUGUCGCCACCUACGCCGCUGCCCCAGCCGUGACCAAGGUUGCCACCACCUACCACGCUGCCCCAGCCGUCACCACCGUCGCCCACGCCCCAGUGGCCGCUUACGCUGCCGCCCCAGUUGCCACCUACGCCGCUGCCCCAGCUGUGACCAAGGUUGCCACCACCUACGCUGCUGCCCCAGUUGCCACCUACGCCGCUGCUCCAGUUGCCACCUACGCCGCUGCCCCAGCUGUGACCAAGGUUGCCACCACCUACCACGCCGCCCCAGCCGUCGCCGCCGUCGCCCACGCCCCAGUGGCCACCUACGCUGCUGCCCCAGUUGCCACCUACGCCGCUGCUCCAGUUGCCACCUACGCUGCUGCCCCAGCCGUGACCAAGGUUGCCACCACCUACCACGCUGCCCCAGCCGUCGCCACCGUCGCCCACGCUCCAGUGGCCACCUACGCUGCUGCCCCAGUUGCCACCUACGCCGCUGCCCCAGCUGUGUCCACCACCACCGUCCACCACGCCCCAGCUGUCGCCACUGUUGCCCACGCUGCCCCAGCUGUCGCCGCCUACCACGCCGCCCCAGUCUACGGCUACGGUGUCGGCUCCCUCGGCUACGGCGUUGGCCACUACGGUUACGGCCACGGUCUCCUCGGCUACGGCCUGAACUACGGCUACGGUCUUGGCUCUCCCUUCCACUACGGCGCUCUUCUCCGCAAGAGGAAGUAAACCAUCCAACCUAUUUCAAGCGAAAUAAGAAGACAAGUUAUCGGCAUCCACCUCUGUAUUGCGCCAGCUUUAAGCAUGGACGAUUAAAGAGGACGAAUAAAAUUGGUCUGCACAACACUACGU